Aedes albopictus (Asian tiger mosquito) is the source of this 688-nucleotide messenger RNA. RefSeq lists its product as uncharacterized. The transcript has 2 exons. Lineage: Eukaryota; Metazoa; Arthropoda; Insecta; Diptera; Culicidae. Bases 116 to 670 code for a protein of 184 amino acids. The record is from RefSeq and is a predicted model, not a curated record.
UUCUCGAUGGUUUGUUUGUUUGCGUUCAUAAAUUUUAUCAACAACUUGAUUCGAUUGGAUGUAAACAUUGCCAUUUAUUUGGAAAUUUAUUGGUUUGGAGUCAUAAAGUACCAUAAUGCACGAUUUGCUUAUUAAUGUCGCCAAAGAAGAUGAUAUUGUUCAGAUUAUCCACCUUAUUAUCGAUCACCGUUUGGAGUUACCCAAAUCAGCUUCCACUCGGGCCAAGCUAGCAUCCGCCCUAAAUCUAGCCAGCGCAUCCUCGGAAGAUCUUACCGUUACGCUUCGCCUGUUGGAAAAUCUACUUCGGCAGUACUGUCUGGGAGAGAUCAACGAAUCCGAGCUGAAAGCUCACUUCUCCAAUCUGAGCCCGCCGAUGCAGGGCGCCUUGGUCGAAGCGGUUCAGCUUCGAAAACCGGAGAUUUGCCAGUUUCUCGUCAACGAGAUCAACGCCAAAGACCAUCUGCUGAUGGAAUCGUUCGAUUGGGACGUAAAGUGGAUCAUGGGCAAUAGCAGUUUGGCUUCCGCGAGGGAGCAGAUCGCUACGGUUGUGCUGAACUGUCGAGGUAAAGAUCAGAAGCUCAAGGCGAUGCGCUUCGAGAUGAGCCGGGAACGGUUGGCUGAGUUGAUAGGAGUGUUGGAGCAAUGCGAGGGAAGUGGUGUUGAUAAAUAAAGUAGAAUAUGUACAUAA